Messenger RNA from Lepisosteus oculatus (spotted gar), 4280 nucleotides. The record is from RefSeq and is a predicted model, not a curated record. Lineage: Eukaryota; Metazoa; Chordata; Actinopteri; Semionotiformes; Lepisosteidae.
AAAAGAUAAUUCCUAAAGCAAGAAAUUGUAAAGGGUUAAUAAAGUGAUGUUGUUGUUGUUGUUAAGAAGUAGGUUAUGUUAUGUAGCUAUGCUGGGAACUGUGUUGAUUGAUAUUCUCACAGGUUUGUACUGGUGGAAACUGUGUUUGCCUCCAUGUGGGUCCCUGAUGCUCAUCUGCAGGUGAGGCAGGGACGUGCCUUCUUGGAGUCUUGACGGGUUUUUGUUCUGACUCGGCUCCUAACCUGAAAUCGCUCGUCAUUGGCGUAAUGGGAUCAAUGAUCCUGCUCUGAAUAGGCUUGGAACUGCUGCACACACCAGCCGUGUGAGACCAGGACUGGCCGCCCCUGUGGAAGAGGACGCGGAGAGAAGCGCUGAAACACGUGCAGAUUCUCUGGAAGGGGUGGCCUUGAGUGGAGGGAUGAAGACAGGGGCCAUGUGAAAAGGGUGGUGUGCGUUUUCCUUUUGGUAGGGCCUUUCCCCGUACAAGCCAGGUCUUUACCGCAGAGAAUCUGUGCUUUCCCCUGUACUCCAGGAACUACGGUAGCGCAGUCUCCCAGAGGAGUGGAGCUGUAGUUGUGCAGCGAGGCAGAUUGAAGGCAGAGCUGUGCUGCAGACUGCUCCCCCUCCCCCCUCUCUCUCCGUGCUGCAGGAGCUGAGCUGCUGCUGUUGGCAUCUUCAGGUUCCAUCCCUUCGCGGCAGGAAGGGUUUUCCGUUCCUGUCGGAUCGGUCCUGCCCGCGUGCGUGUUAUUCUGGGUCUGGAGCUGGGGGCCGGGGGCUUCUCGUUGCCUGAUGGGCCUGGGUCGUGCGGGCUAGCCCAGGGACGCCAUGCUGAGGAAGAAGAGCUCGGAGGUUCUGGUGGAUUUGGAUUCGGUCACGGAUCUGCGCGGCACGGACUCCUAUGGCAGCAUCCAGAACGGAGGCUUCGUCCCAGCGAGAUACCUUGAUGACGACGAUGAUGAUGAUCCAAUCUAUAUCCACUGCGAGAGGCCGAGGCUCCAGUCUCCACAUCCCAGGGGAAACUACUUCAAGGAUGGGAAAACCAAAAUAGACUUCGUGCUGGUGUGGGAGGUGAAGACCCUGUCCCAGCGCAAGCGGCGUGCGCGCGGGCGCUACCAGGACCUGGCGCGGGCGGCGCCAGAGCGGGAGGCGGACGGGGAGGGGCGAGCUGACCGCAAGCGCGCCCAGCACCAGCGCUGGAGGGACAAGUUCGUCCGGAACCUGCAGAGCAGCGGCCUGCUGCUGGAGACGGAGGAGACGGUAAUCGAGAGGAAGACCAUCCACUACCUGAAGCUGAGUGCCCCCUGGGAGGUGCUGGUGUAUUAUGCAGAGGAGCUGUGUUUGAGAGCGCCCCUGCAGGCUCAGCCAAACCCCGACCACAACACCUCCGACCGGAUCCUGAGGAAGCUCUGUGUCCCCAACGUCAUGGCGGAGACGGUGCCCAGCAAGCCGGUGGACUACUACACCUGCGCUUUCCGCAGGUCCAAGAUGAGUCGGUUCCUGGGCUCGGAAGACCGGGACUCCUACUUCAGCAGCACCCAGCGGCACCGGAUCGUGGCCGAGGUCCUGGCGCGCACUGCCUACGGGAAGCGCCGGCGCGCGGAGGUGGGGAUGGAGCGGCUGCUCAGCGAGGGGGCGUACACAGCCGCCUUCCCGCUGCACGAGGUGAGAGGCUGCUCCUCCUCCUCCUCCUCCUCCUCCUCGUCCUGGAGCGGGCAGGCGCGGGGGAGGGGUGGGCUUGCUCACGCGCUGUUCCCUCCUGCUGCAGGGUUCUACACGGCCUGGCUGCUCCCCGCCGCUGCGGCCGGCACGCUGGUCUUCAUCUCGGGGAUCGUCACCAUGGGAACCAACACCCCAGCGGAGGAGAUCUGCUCCAGCCGAGGGCGCUAUCUCAUGUGCCCCCUCUGUGACACCUGCAGCACCUGGAACAUCUCCGACAUCUGCUCCAUGGCCAAGCUGGGGUACCUGUUCGACCACCCUGGAACGGUGGUCUUCAGCGUCUUCAUGUCACUGUGGGCGGUGACCUUCCUGGAGUACUGGAAGCGCAAGAGCGCCACCCUGGCGCACCACUGGGACUGCACGGACUUCCGCGAGGUGGAGGAACGCCCGCGCCCCGAGUUCGCUGCCACGGCGCCCAAGAUGGAGCAGAACCCGGUGACCGGAAUGAAGGAGCCCUACUUCCCGGAGAAAGACCGGAUCUCCCGGAUCCUGACGGGAUCCAUGGUCAUCAUCAUCAUGCUGUGUGUGGUGAUGAUCUUCCUGGUGACGGUGAUCAUGUACCGCGGCAUCGUCAGCAUGAUGAUGUACCACACCGAGAGCGCCGUGCUGCGGACCCAGGCCGGCAACAUCGCCAACAUCUCCGGCAGCAUGGUGAACCUGGCUCUGAUCCUGCUGAUGGGGCAGCUCUACACCGCGCUGGCGCAGCAGCUGACCAAGUGGGAGAUGCACCGCACGCAGACGCAGCACGAGGACGCCUUCACCUUCAAGGUCUUCGUGUUCCAGUUCGUCAACUUCUACUCCUCCCCGUUCUACGUGGCCUUCUUCAAGGGCAGGUUUGUGGGGUACCCUGGGCACUACGGCACGCUGUUCGGGAUGAGGAACGAGGACUGCGGGCCGGGCGGCUGCCUCAUCGAGCUGGCCGAGCAGCUCUUCAUCAUCAUGGUGGGGAAGCAGAUCAUCAGCAACAUCCAGGAGUUCCUCAUCCCGAAGGUGAAGUCCUGGCUGCAGAAGAGGGAGCUGGCGGCACUCCGGGGGACCCAGAUCCCCCAGGAGCCCAAGCGCUGGGAAGAGGACUACGAGCUGCUGCAGUGCGAGGGGCUGUUUGAGGAGUACUUGGAGAUGGUCCUGCAGUUCGGCUUCAUUACCAUCUUCGUGGCCGCCUUCCCCCUGGCGCCGCUCUUCGCGCUGCUCAACAACUGGGUGGAGAUCCGGCUGGACGCGCAGAAGUUCGUGUGCGAGUACCGCCGGCCCGUGGCGGAGCGCGCCCAGAGCAUCGGCGUCUGGUUCCACAUCCUGGAGGCGCUGUCCCAGCUCUCCGUCAUCGUCAACGCCUUCCUGAUCGCCUUCACCUCCGACUUCCUGCCCCGGCUGCUGUACCAGUACAGGUUCGACCGCGACCUGCACGGCUACGUCAACUUCACCCUGGCCGAGGCGCCAGCCAGCUACACGCACGCCAACCACACCGGCUGCAGGUACAAGGCUUUCCGGGACAGCGACGGGAGCUACACUCUGUUCUACUGGGAGCUGCUGGCUGUCAGGCUGGGAUUCAUCAUCGUCUUCGAGCACGUGGUCUUCUUCGUCCUGCGCGUCAUCGACGGGGUGGUGCCCGACGUGCCCGAGUCCCUGGAGCUGCAGGUGAGGAGGGAGCGCUACCUGGCCAAGCAGGCGCUGGCCGACAACCAGGAGGUCCUGAUGGUGAGUCGCGGCUGCGUCUCCAGCCCAGCUAGCGACGCGUCUCCAAGCAGCGUGAGCUGAGGAGGAGGGCUGGGGAUCGCCUCGGAGCCCCGAACCGACCAGGGAAGACGGCCGCGCUGCGUGCUGGGGCGCCCGCUGUCUGUCUGAGGGAGGAGGGCACUUGUGCUCUCUGGUUAAUUUCUGGCUCUCUUGUGAGCAUGGCGAGAGCUGUUUUUAUCAGCAUGAGCUCCUGGUGUCUGUAAAGGCAGUGUUAUAUCAGGCAGGAGCCCCAGCAGAAACCAACGAGACGUUUCUUCUUCUGUCUUCAGAGAAUAUCAAUGUUUUCGUUUUCUCUACCACCUCCUUCAGAGUCUAGGUCUUGGUGCAAAUUCCCCCCUGUGUCUUAAAUGAGCUAUUUUGAGUUCAUUUACCAGAUUGUCUAAGUUGCAACUUACCCAGAGGAAUGACUGAUGAUUAUACUUGGGGUCCAAUUCAAACUCUGCAGAAACUGGUGACUGGUCUUGUUGAAGAUAGGGGGCGCCAGACUGAGUCUACCUAUGGCCUGCUUUGUCUUUUCACUGGGGCAGUCCCCUUCUAGACAGACUGCAAACUCGGAGAUGCUUGAGUGCUCUGGAGGUUACACGUGUGCAAGUGAACAGACUUUCUUGAAAUGUCUUAUCUGUAGAGAGCUGUUUCCAUAUCGUCGCUUUUUCUUUCUGUUCAUGAAACUCGAAACCGCAAAGCGUAUUCGGUUCGGAGCACAGCAGUCCGAGUGCUGCAUGAUGUUAUCUUCGUUGUAAAAUACACGCGUUUGUGUUUGAGAUGCGGGCUGGCGUGGGCUGUUUAAACGCUGUGGUUAGUUUGAAAUAAACCUGUCUGAUGAUGCACUA